CCUGCGUGCCUCACUGUAGUUGUCGAGUAGGGUAGAGCACACACCCUGACUCCCCAUACUCUCUCACACACUGCCAGAAUCUGCUCACUCCCUCUCUGGGAUGAGUUUUGUUGUCCAUGGCUGCCCCGACUGCAGGAGGAUGGGGGUAACAGUGGAAUGCCCUGGCUAGAGGAGGGAUGAAGAGAUGGAGAAAGAGAAGAGGAAGUUUAAAGUCAGUCAGUUAUUGAAUCUCUACCUGUUCAGGCGGCAGCACAGUAAGACUUUAGCGAAUGCCACUCAGUCCAGAGAGGAGACGAACAGCACCACAAACUCGGCUCAGUCUAGUGCAGCUUUAACCGAUGAACAUACAACGUGGACGGAGGAUGGUGACAUCAAGGAGAUCAACAUCACACAUGUUGUUAAGGAGGGGGCGGAGAAAGCAGACCCCUCACAGUUCGAGCUGCUCAAAGUGCUGGGGCAAGGCUCAUUUGGAAAGGUGUUUUUAGUACGAAAGGUAACCCCUCCUGACAAUAACCAGCUCUAUGCCAUGAAGGUCCUGAGAAAGGCCACACUCAAAGUGAGGGAUCGUGUGAGGACUAAAAUGGAGAGAGACAUCCUGGCAGACGUCAACCAUCCGUUUGUGGUUAAACUACAUUAUGCAGCAGCUUCACGGUAA
Messenger RNA from Sinocyclocheilus grahami, 655 nucleotides. RefSeq names its product ribosomal protein S6 kinase 2 alpha-like. Bases 185 to 655 code for a protein of 156 amino acids. The record is from RefSeq and is a predicted model, not a curated record. Lineage: Eukaryota; Metazoa; Chordata; Actinopteri; Cypriniformes; Cyprinidae. Gene Ontology annotation, biological process: protein phosphorylation. Gene Ontology annotation, molecular function: protein kinase activity; ATP binding. The transcript has 5 exons.